Molecule: messenger RNA, 282 nt
Organism: Suillus clintonianus
Lineage: Eukaryota; Fungi; Basidiomycota; Agaricomycetes; Boletales; Suillaceae
Exons: 1
Source: RefSeq, a predicted model, not a curated record
UUGGAAGAAGAAGCCUCUGCAGACGAAACCGCCAGAUUGGUCCUCGAAGGCGGCAUUAUACCUGCAGAUGAACUUGAUGCAGAGGAUGUACAGCAAAUGGACUUGGGAGGGAUCGAAGACGUGAGCUCCAUAGCGAAGCUAGAAGGCAGUAAACGAAUGGCAGACAUAUUAAAGGAAAUUGAGAAAUACCAAGCCAACCCCAGCAUGCCAGAAGCGAUGUCAUUACCCGCUCAUCUGAACCCGGAAUACACUCUCAUUGUGCAAGCAAAUAAUUUGUCUAUG